AUGCCUGUCAAGGAAUGGUGGACACCUGCGGUGUCGGACACUCAGGAGCACGAAAAGAAGGGGAUCAAUAUUUCACGUCACACCCAGCGUCUAAAUUUAGACGACGGCAAAGACUACGAUGGUGAUGAUGGAGAUCGAGCCACAAAACCUCCUGUGAGCAUUGCGCCCUCAGAUUGGAUCACCUCAACCUCUGAAAAUGGUCUCCUCUCUGAUUUUCUCUUCUACUACAACCUCAUUUCCGAACGCAUCUUUACCAAUGACCGGGCAUACCUUGAGCAGUGUAAGGGUGUUCUCAUAGGGCGGCUGCCCCGCAUCCACCCCGUCCUCUUUCUUUUGUCCUCAUUUUGUUCACAAUCUUGCCGAUUUCCUCUCCUGCAGUAUGAGUGGUUGAGGCUCUCUGUGCCUGGUUAUGGUGUCUACGACGAGGAAGACAGCUUUUGCGCGAAGUGGACCAGAUGCGAGCUUCAUAAACUGAGGGAAAGGGUUGCUGCCAAGGCAUCCUUGGUUGCGCUGUCUGAACUAUCCUCCGAAGACCUUCAGUCAGUGCGCAUACUCUUGUCUAAUUGUCAGUACUGCGUGAAUGAGGCCGAGAAAACCCUUGGAGAUGAAUCCACUAAAUCGACGGUAUCGAUUUCGGUUCCCAAGGUGCCUGAAUUGGCGUCUAAAGUGGAAGAGAGGGGCAAACUGUUACCACUGGAUUUUGAACAACCGCCCGGUGAAGAUGAGUGUCUUGAGGCAAUUGUUGAAGCUGAAGAUCUACAGGCUGGAGGAGAGGAGAGUCUCUACGAUGACCUCGAUUACUUAGGUCAACCGGUUGGCAAAGCCGAGAAUUGCGAGUGGGGUCCAGUUCUGGAAUUAUUGCAGUAUUGUAGAUGUUUGUCUCGGCGAUUGCAACAACAUUACGGAGGUGAUGGAUUUACUAACUUCAAUGUUCAACUGGAGGAGGGUAGGAAUUAUGACCUUUAG
This is a messenger RNA of Echinococcus granulosus, 966 nucleotides long. RefSeq lists its product as hypothetical. The record is from RefSeq and is a predicted model, not a curated record. NCBI's taxonomy places the organism in Eukaryota, Metazoa, Platyhelminthes, Cestoda, Cyclophyllidea, Taeniidae. The coding region runs from base 1 to 966 and encodes 321 amino acids. The transcript is spliced from 8 exons.